Molecule: messenger RNA, 2149 nt
Organism: Camellia sinensis
Lineage: Eukaryota; Viridiplantae; Streptophyta; Magnoliopsida; Ericales; Theaceae
Product: putative WRKY transcription factor 26
Biological process (GO): regulation of DNA-templated transcription
Molecular function (GO): sequence-specific DNA binding; DNA-binding transcription factor activity
Source: RefSeq, a predicted model, not a curated record
GAGAGAGAAAGAGAGAAACCCCAUUUACACAUUUUCAUUUUCACUUCCUCUCCUCUCCUUUCCUCUCUCUCUCUCUCUCUCUCUCUCACUCUCACACACCUCCUCCAGGCUCCAGCCCAGCCACCACCCACCACUCACACACCUCCUCCAGGCUCUCUAAAACAAUAAUAAUGGCUUCUUCUUCAGAAAUCACAACACCAUCAAACUUUUCUUUCCCAAACCCAUUCAUGUCUUUCUCCGACCUCCUCGCCGAAGACUACCCUUCCACCACCACCACCGCCGCCGCCGUCAGUCGCGGACUCUCCGAUAGAAUAACCGAGAGAACCGGUUCCGGUGUCCCCAAAUUCAAGUCAAUUCCACCUCCUUCCCUCCCCCUCUCCCCUCCACCUGUCUCUCCUUCUUCUUACUUUGCAAUCCCUGCUGGUUUAAGCCCUGCUGAGCUCUUGGACUCCCCUGUCCUCCUCUCUUCUUCCAACAUUCUACCAUCUCCAACAACUGGGAGUUUUCCAAUUCAGCGCUUCAAUUGGAAGAGCAAUUCUAAUAAUCAUAACCAGGAUAUCAAACAGGAACGAAAGAACUACUCUGAUUUCUCUUUCCACACCCGAACAAGGCCUCCAACGACAUCAUCCACAACAACUUUUCACUCUCAAGUUGGAAACCAAACAUGGAGUUUCCAAGAAACUACCCAGCAAGAGGGUAUGGUCAAAUCUGAAUUGGGUUCCAUGCAGCAGGCCUACUCACCCGAGAAUUCCACAAUUCAGACCAAUUCUCAAAGCAACAACAAUGGGUUUCAAUCAGAUUAUAAUCAGUAUAACCAGUCAUCAUCUAUAAGAGAGCAGAGAAGAUCAGAAGAUGGAUACAAUUGGAGGAAAUAUGGACAGAAGCAAGUGAAAGGGAGUGAAAAUCCGCGGAGUUAUUACAAGUGUACAUUCUCUAAUUGCCCAACUAAGAAGAAAGUUGAGAGAUCAAUAGAUGGGCAAAUCACUGAGAUUGUUUAUAAGGGUAAUCAUAACCAUCCAAAGCCUCAGAAUACUAGGAGAUCAUCUUCAUCAGCUUCUUCUCAACCAAUUCAACACUCCAAUGAAAACCCAGAUCAGUCCUUUGCCUCAAAUGGACAGAUUGAUUCAGUUGCUACGCCCGAGAAUUCUUCCAUCUCAAUUGGGGAUGAUGAUUUUGAACAGACCUCUCAGAAGACUAAAUCAGGUGGAGAUGAGUUUGAUGAUGAUGAACCUGAUGCCAAAAGAUGGAAAAUAGAGGGUGAGAGUGCAGGAAUGUCAGGGGCAGGGAACAGGACAGUUAGAGAACCAAGAGUUGUAGUGCAGACAACAAGUGAUAUUGAUAUUCUUGAUGAUGGGUACAGAUGGAGGAAAUAUGGACAGAAGGUGGUUAAGGGAAAUCCUAACCCAAGGAGCUACUAUAAGUGCACAAGCCAAGGUUGCCCAGUGAGAAAACACGUCGAGAGAGCUUCCCAAGACCUAAGAUCCGUGAUCACAACCUACGAGGGCAAGCACAAUCAUGACGUUCCCGCUCCACGCGGUAGUGGCGGCGGCAAUAGCAUCCAUUCUGUCAACCGGCCUUUGGCCAAUUCUACUACCAACAACAAUGCAGCCAUGGCAAUUAGGCCUUCAGCAAUGCCCCACCAAUCCACCACCGCUACCACCACCAUCAUGACUAAUCCAAUUCGCAAUUCGAGGCUCCAAACAUCCGAAGGCCAAACACCCUUCACCUUGGAGAUGUUGCAGAGUCCCGGGAGCUUCGGAUUCUCAGGAUUUGGGAGCUCUAACUACAUGAAUCAGUCUCAACACACAGACAAUUAUAUGUUCUCAAGAACCAAGGAAGAACCUAGGGAUGACACCUUCAUCGACUCGUACCUACGAUGAAUAGUUUUUAAUUUUUUUUUUUCUUUUUUUGGAAGGAUUAAGAUUACAAUCAAUAACUAGGAGGUAUGAAGGUUUUGAUUCAUUGGUUUUAGUUGUGUCAUUUUUUGUUUGCUCUUUUGGUGUAUAUUUCUACAGGGGAUUUUUUUUUUGUAUAUUAAAAGGAAAUAUGAUGUAGAAGUUGCUCAGGUUUUUUUCUUUUGUUUUAUUUAUUUAUUUAUUUAUUUUUCCAAGGCCUAAAAAGUGUAGAGCGUCAAUUCAUUGUGGUACAA